Messenger RNA from Hemisphaericaspora subhashii, 690 nucleotides. RefSeq lists its product as uncharacterized. Lineage: Eukaryota; Fungi; Ascomycota; Pichiomycetes; Serinales; Debaryomycetaceae. The record is from RefSeq and is a predicted model, not a curated record. The transcript has a single exon. Gene Ontology annotation, cellular component: peroxisomal membrane. Bases 1 to 690 code for a protein of 229 amino acids.
AUGUCAUCAAUAUUCAUUAAUCCAUUAUUUCGUCCAUUAUUAGAAAUCAUAAGAUCUUCAAGAAAUGGUAUUGUAUAUGGUGGUAAAAUCAGAUUUCUGCAUGCUUUAGUCAUUAAUCUAUUAUAUCGAUCAGGUCCAUUACGUCCAAGAUUAAUAUCAAUUCUUAAAGCAACUAGAGAUCAUGCUCAAGUAUUGGCAUCAUUUGCUAUUAUUUAUAAAACUUGUGUUAUAAUAUUAAAAGGAGAAACUUUCUUAGGUCCAAAACAAAUGGGAUUAUGUAAAUUUUUAGCUGGUUGUAUUGGAUCAUGGAUUGUUUAUUCUCAACAUUUUAAUAUAUUUCAUCCUGGUAUAACUCAUCAAAUUACUUUAUAUUGUUAUAGUAGAGUCACAUUAGCAGUUGGUAAAAUAUUAUUAGAUUUAUAUCUUAAUCAUGCUCAACCAAGUUUUAGAAAUUAUCAAGGUAAUUUAAUUAAUUAUGGAAAUUUAAAUAAUCAACAACAAAAGAAAUUAAGAUCAAUUGUUUAUAAUAAAACUUGGAAAUAUUUUGCGGUAUUAACUUGGGGUUUAGUUAUGUUUAUUUAUCAUUAUCAACCUCAAUAUUUACAAAGUUCAUUAAGACAUAGUAUGGCAUAUAUUUAUGAUGUUGAAAUGGAUACUUGGGGAAAUUUAAGAGAAUUCUUGGGAAUUUAA